Dipodomys ordii (Ord's kangaroo rat) is the source of this 8008-nucleotide messenger RNA. RefSeq names its product telomerase-associated protein 1 (gene Tep1). NCBI's taxonomy places the organism in Eukaryota, Metazoa, Chordata, Mammalia, Rodentia, Heteromyidae. The transcript has 55 exons. Gene Ontology annotation, biological process: telomere maintenance via recombination. The coding region runs from base 106 to 7911 and encodes 2601 amino acids. The record is from RefSeq and is a predicted model, not a curated record. Gene Ontology annotation, molecular function: telomerase RNA binding; telomerase activity; protein binding. Gene Ontology annotation, cellular component: telomerase holoenzyme complex.
UCGUCCUGUACCUGCCGCUGAUUUUCCGCGGGCCCCAGGCGCUGCGGGAGGUCGGAGCAGGUGAAACGAGUGAGCCGGCAGGUGUAUACUAGUUGGGCUUCAGCCAUGGAGAAAUUCUAUGGGCAUACAUCUGCCCGCUCACAUAUUCUCUCCUUGGAGAAUCGUUGCCUGGCCAUGCUUCCUGAUUUACAGCCCCUGAAGAAACCACAUAUGUCUGCCCACUCAGACAUCCUCUCCUUGGAGAACCGGUGCAUGGUUCAAAUUCCUGACCUGAAGACCAUGAAACAAUCUAACAGGCAUUUGUCUGUCCACUCAGAUAUCCUCUCCUUGGAGAAUCAGUGCCUGGUUACCCUCCCCACUGUAAAGAGCAUCUUGUCUGCCAGCCCCUUGCUCCAGUGCCUUCAGACAUCUCAAACGUUGCAAGCUAAUUUAUACAGUUUGAAUACCCACAACUACCUGUUCUCUGAGCCACCAAGCAGGACAGUUCAGUAUCUCUCCGAGGGACUAGACCUUCCUACUUGUCCCAAGACUCUGAAAUCCAUCUCUACUACAAAAAGAUUUCAGGAAACAACUUUGGGGCUUUGGUGCUAUUCAGAAGAAAAGGAAAAGCCAAAAGAAAAAGAAGAAGCAGAGACCCAAAUGCCUUUUUAUAGUCUAAGUUUGGGAGAGGAAGAAGACAUGGAGCCCCUGGGCCUAAAGCUCACAUCUGGGAAUUCUGAAUCUCAUCCUGAGCCCACUGAUCAACUCCUUCAGGAAAAGAAGAUGGUUCUACUGGGCUUACUAUGUUCUACUCUGGCCUCAAAUGUAAACAUGAAAGAUGCAAAUGACUCCACCCAAGCUUUGAUCCUUGAAGUCUGCAGAGAACUGGCUAUUUUGGAGCCUGAGUUCAUCCUCAAGGCAGCUUUGUACACUAGGCAACAGCUGAACAUACGGACUGUGGCCAAUAAAGUCUUGGCCAUUGCUGCCUUCUUGCCAGCCUGCCGCCCCCACUUGCGACGAUAUUUCUGUGCCAUUGUGUACCUGCCUUCUGAUUGGAUCCAGGUAGCAGAGUUCUACCAGGGCCUGGUUGAAGAAGAUGAGAACAAGCUGGUGCCCCUGCCUGCCUGCCUCCGUGCUGCAAUGACUGACAAAUUUGCCCAGUUUGAUGAGUACCAACUAGCUAAGUACAACCCACGGAAGCACCGUGCCAAGAAAAGACCCCCCUGCCCGGCCCGCCCUCCAAAAAUUGAGUGUCCGUUUUCUGAGAGGCGUUUUCCAAAGAGCCUUUGGCCACUUAAAAAUGAACAGAUUAAGUUUGAGGCAGCCUACAAUCCAGUACCAAAGAAAAACAGCCAGCCAAAGUUCACCCUGAAGAAGUUAGUACAGCGACUGCAUAUCAACAAGCCUGCCGAGCAUGUCCAGGCCCUGCUGGGCUACAGGUACCCCUCCAGCCUACAGCAGUUUUCUCAAAGUCACCUCCCUGGGCCAUGGGAUUCUAGCAGAGCUGGGCAGCGGAUGAAGCUAUCUAGACCAGAGACCUGGGAGCGAGAGCUGAGUCUUCGGGGCAAUAAAGCUUCUGUCUGGGAGGACCUCAUUGACAAUGGGAAGCUUCCAUUCAUGGCUAUGCUUCGAAACCUGUGCAACUUGCUGCGAGUUGGCAUUAGCACCCGCCACCAUGACCUUGUUCUGCAGAGACUCCAGCACUCGAAAUCUGUGAUUCAUAGUCGGCAGUUUCCAUUCAGAUUCCUUAAUGCCCAUGAUUCCAUUGAUAACCUUGAGACUCAACUCCGGAAUAAAGCAUUGCCCUUUCCCUCCAAUUUAAACCUGAUGAGGCGGAUAAUGAAUAGAAUCUUUAAAAAUAUCAAGAGGCCUGCUAAUCCAAGACACUUUCGCAGCCUAAGUCGUCGGCAGCUUCGGGCAGCUAUGGCAAUACCUGCGAUCUACAAGCAGCUGCAGUGGGAAAAGCUGAAAAUAGAAAAGAUCAGACAAUGUCAUGAUGAUGUUGAGAUGCUGGACAGGUACCGCCAAGCCUUGGAAGCAGCUGUGAACCUCUCAGUGAAGCACAACCUGCCCCUGCUGCCGGGCCGCACACUCCUGGUUUACCUGUCAGAUUCUGGUGCAGAUAGAAUCUGUCCCAAGAGUAACACACAAGGGCCCCAACUGAAUUAUGUGCUGCUGCUGCUGGGAAUGAUGAUGGCACGGGCAGAGCAGGUAAAGGUCUUGUUGUGUGGGAGAGGAACUCUGAAGACUGCAGAACUGAAGGCAGAGGAAGGUAUUCUGAAGACUGCUGGCAAACUCCAGGCUCAAGUCCAGGAGCUGGAGGAAAAUGAUGAAUGGCCUCUGUUUACUUUUGGGAAGUACCUGCUGUCUCUGGCUGUCCAAAGAGUCCCUGUCGACAGGGUCAUCCUCUUUGGCCAAACGAUGAAUGAUACAAUGCUCAAUGCAGCUAAACAAAUGAUUUGGCAGCAUGUGAAUUCCAAGUGUCUCUUCGUUGGUGUAGUCCUAAGGAAAGUGCAGUACAUGUCACCGAAUUUGAAUCCCAGGGAUGUGACACUCUCAGGCUGUACUGAUGGGAUACUGAAGUUCAUUGCAGAACAUGGGGCCUCUCAUCUUCUGGAACAUGUGGAUCAAAUGGAUAGAAUAUUCAAGAUUCCACCACCUCCAGGAAAAACACAGGUUCUGACUCUCCAGCCACUGGAAGAAGAUAUCCCAGGCCUUAUGGCUCCUAUUUCCCAACAUAGAUGGCACAACAUCCGGAUUUUCAUUUCUUCCACUUUCCGGGACAUGCAUGGAGAGCGGGACCUGCUGCUGAGGUCUGUGCUGCCAGCCCUUCAGGCUCGAGCAGCCCCUCACCGCAUCAGCCUUCAUGCCAUCGACCUGCGCUGGGGCAUCACAGAGGAGGAGACCCAUAGGAACAGACAAUUGGAAGUGUGCCUUGGGGAGGUGGAGAACUCGCAGCUGUUUGUGGGGAUUCUGGGCUCCCGCUAUGGCUACGUUCCCCCUAAUUACAACCUUCCUGACCAUCUUCACUUCCACUGGACCCAGCAAUACCCUUCAGGGCGCUCUGUGACAGAGAUGGAGGUAAUGCAGUUCCUGAAUCGAGACCAGUGUCUGCAGACCUCUGCCCAAGCUCUCAUCUACUUUCGGGAUCCCAGUUUCCUAAGUUCUGUGCCAGAUGCCUGGAGAUCUGACUUUGUUUCUGAGUCUGAAGAGGCUUCACACCGGAUCUCAGAACUGAAGAGCUACCUAAGAAGACAAAAAGAGAUUACCUGCCGAAGAUACUCCUGUGAAUGGGGGGGCGUGGCAGCUGGCCGGCCCUAUGUUGGGGGACUGGAGGAGUUUGGACAGUUGGUUCUUCAGGAUGUGUGGAAUAUGAUCCAGAAGCUUUAUGUACAGCCCAGAACCCAGCUAGAACAGCAAGUAUCCAUCCCAGAUGAUGACUUGAUCCAAGCCACCUUCCAACAGUUGAAGAACCCACUGAGUCCUGCCCGACCACGCCUUCUUCAGGACACAGUACAACAGCUAUUGCUAUGCCAUGGGAGACUGAGCUUGGUGACUGGGAAGUCAGGACAAGGCAAAACUGCCUUCUUGGCCUCCCUUGUGUCAGCCCUGCAGACUGCUCAUCAGGCCAAGGUGACUCCCUUGGUCUUUUUUCACUUUGCAGCGGCUCGACCUGAUCAGAGUCUUGCUGUCAACUUGCUCAGGCGCCUCUGUUCCCAUCUGCAUAGAAAGUUGCAAGAGCCCAGUGCCCUUCCCAGCACUUACCGAGGCCUGCUAUGGGAGCUGCACCAGAGGCUGCUGCCCAACUCUACUCAGUUCUUACAACCUGGCCAGUCCCUGGUCCUCAUUAUUGAUGGGGCUGACAGAUUGGUAGAUCAGAAUGGGCAGCUGAUCUCAGACUGGAUCCCAAAGUCCCUUCCUCGGUGGGUACAUCUGGUACUGAGUGUGUCAGCUGACUCAGUCCUGGGAGAGACCCUUGAGCAGAGCCAAGGUGCCCAUGUAGUGGCCCUGGGCCCUGUGGCUCCAUCUACCCGGGCCCAGCUGGUGAGAGAAGAGCUCGCACUAUAUGGGAAGCGGCUGGAGGAGUCACCUUUUAACAACCAGAUGCGGCUGCUGCUGGUGAAGCAGGGCUCAGCUCUGCCACUCUACCUGCACCUGGUCACCGAUCACCUGAGGCUUUUCACACACUAUGAACAGGUGUCUGAGAGACUGCGGGCCCUGCCAGCCACGCUCCCCCUGCUGCUUCAGUACAUCCUGAACACCUUGGAAGAAGAGCAUGGUCACAAUGUCCUUCCCCAAGCCUUUGCCACCCUGGAGGUCACACGUAGUGGUCUGACUGUGGACCAGCUGCAUGCAGUGCUAAGUGCAUGGAAGAUUCUACCUAAGGGGACUAAUAGCUGGGAGGAAGCAGUGACUGCUGGUAACAGUGGAGAUCCCUACCCCAUGGCUCCUUUCACCUACCUUGUCCAGAGUCUGCGCAGUUUGCUAGGGGAAGGCCCUUUGGAGCGGCCUGGCACCCGCCUCUGCCUCCCUGAUGGUCCCCUGAGGACAGCAGCUAAGCGUCGCUAUGGGAAGAGACCACGUUUAAAGAACACAGCAAACAUCCUCAUUGCAGCUCAGCUCUGGAAGACCUGUGAUCCUGAUUCCUCAGGCACCUUCCGAAGUUGCCCUCCUGAGGCUCUAAGAGACCUGCCUUACCACCUGCUCCAAAGCGGGAACCAUGGCCUUCUUGCAAAGUUCCUUACCAAUCUCCAUGUAGUGGCUGCACAUCUGGAAUUGGGUCUUGUGUCUCAACUGUUGGAGGCCCACGCACUUUAUGCUUCUUCAGUUCCUGAAGAGGACCAAAAGCUCACUGAUGUUGCUGUGUUCUGCACUUUCCUGAGGCAACAGGCUCCACUUCUCAGCCAGUAUCCACUGCUUCUGUGCCAGCAGGCAGCCAACCAGCCUAUUGAGUCACCUCUUUGUUGCCAGGCUCCCCUGCUGUCUCAGCGGUGGCCCUGCCAGUAUACACUCCAAUGGCUUAAUAAGCACCAAACUAUGGGGGGUCAGCAAAGCCUUAGCCUGACUCUGGCAAUUUCUUCAUCCCCCACUGCCGUGGCCUUCUCUUCCAAUGGACAAAGAGCAGCUGUGGGCACUGCCAAUGGGACAGUUUACUUGUUGGACUUGAGAACCUGGCAGGAGGAGAAAUCUGUGGUGACUGGCUGUGAUGGAAUCUCCUCUUGUACAUUUCUUUCGGACAAUGCCCUUUUCCUAACUGCCUUUGAUGGGCUCCUGGAGCUUUGGGACCUGCAGCAUGGUUGUCGGGUGCUCCAGACCAAGGCCCAUCAAUAUCAAAUCACUGGCUGUUGCUUGAGCCCAGACUGCCGACUGCUGGCUACUGUGUGCCUGGAAGGCUGUGUAAAGCUGUGGGACACAGUCUGUGGGCAGUUGGCAUUCCAGCACACAUGUCCUAAGUCCCUGAACUGUAUUGCUUUUCACCCAGAGGGCCAGCUCAUAGCCACAGGUAGCUGGGCUGGCAGCAUCAGCUUCUUCCAGGUAGAUGGACUUGAAGUCAUCAAGGAACUGGGGGCCCCAGGAGCCUCUGUCCGUACUUUAGUCUUCAGUGCUUCUGGGAAGGAUGUGAUUAUAGGCCGGCUGGAUGGGACAGUGGAGCUAUGGGCUUGGCAAGAAGGGGCACAACUGGCUACCUUCCCUGCCCACUAUGGCUUUGUUUCUGCUGUACUUUUCCUAAAUGCUGGAUGCCAGUUGCUGACAGCUGGAGAAGAUGGCAAGGUUCAUGUGUGGUCAGGAUCUCUGGGUCAGCCCCGUGGGCAACUGGGCUCCCUUCCCCUCUCUCCUGCCCUUUCUGUGGCUAUCAGCCCAUCUGGUGAUGAUGUGGCUGUUGGAUUCCGAGCAGAUGGCAUUAAGAUCUUCAGAAUCUCUUCAGGUUCCCAGGGGGCUCAGUGUCAACCACUGGCUAUGGCAGUGACUGCACUGGCCUGGCUCAGCCCCAAGGUGUUGGUGAGUGGUGCAGAAGAUGGGUCUCUGCAGGGAUGGGUUCUCAAGGACAGCUCCCUCCAGUCCCUUUGGCUCCUGUCCACAUACCAGAAGCCGGUGCUGGCUCUGGCCACCUCCCAGGAGCUUUUGGCUUCAGCCUCAGAGGAUUUUGCAGUGCGGCUGUGGCCAAAGCAGUUGUUGAUGCAGCCACUCAAGGUAGAUGACUUUCCCUGUGGCACUGAGCUCUGGGGACAUGAAGGUCCUGUGAACUGCUGUAGCUUCAGCCCUGAUGGAUCCAGCCUGGUCACAGGGGGCAGAGAUCGGAAUCUCCUCUGUUGGGAUGUGAGGACACCCCAAACCCCUGUUCUGAUUCACUCCUUCUCUGCCUGUCACCGUGACUGGGUCACUGGCUGUGCCUGGACCAAAGACCACCUGCUGGUCUCUUGCUCCAGUGAUGGCUCUGUGGGGCUCUGGGACCCAGAGUCAGGACAGCAAAUUGGUCAGUUCCUGAGUCAUCAGAGUGCUGUGAGCACUGUGGUGGCUGUGGAAGGGCACAUAGUAUCUGUGGACCGGGAUGGCACCUUAAAAGUGUGGGAUCAGCAGGGUGUGGAGCUGACCAGCAUCAUUGCUCACUCAGAACCUAUCAAUCACUGUGAUGCUGUCCUGGAGCCCUGCCCAGCUGGGCAUUCUGGAUCGGAGCUCCUUGUGGUAACCGUUGGGCUGGAUGGGUCUACACGUUUGUGGCAUCCACUCUUGGUGUGCCAAACACAUACCCUCAUGGGACACAGUGGCCCAAUCAGUGCAGCUGCUGCUUCAGAGACUUCAGGUCUCCUGCUGACCACCUCAGAGGAUGGUUCUGUACGGCUCUGGCAGAUACCCAAAGAAGCAGAUGACACAUAUAUCCCUAGGAGUUCUGCAGCCAUCACUGCUGUGGCCUGGGCACCAGAUGGUUCUGUGGCACUGUCUGGAAAUCAAGCUGGAGAACUAACUCUGUGGCAAAAUGCCAAGGUUGUAGCCACAGCACAGGCUCCAGGCCGAGUCAGUGCACUGAUCUGGUACUCGGCACAUACCUUCUAUGUUCUGAGUGCUGAUGAAAAGAUCAGUGAGUGGAAAGUGGAGUGGCUGAAAAGUUCAACCUCCAGAAAUAUCAGGCUUCACCUGAACCAAGUUCUACAGGAGGACUUGGGGAUCCUGAUGGGUCUGGCCUUGGCUCCUGAUGGUCAGUCCCUCAUCUUGGUCAAAGCAGACUUGAAAUUACUACAAAUGAAGACUGAUGAUGCUCCAUCUGUGAUCUGGGACCGGUAUGUGGAACAUCCUUUGAUAUGGUCUACCGACAAGGAGUAUGGUGUAUUUUGCUGUACCCAGCCAGGGGACCAUGGAUCUCUUUAUUUAUUGAAGCAAAAGGAAUCAGGGGAGUUUGAAGAGAGCCUGGACUUCAAGCUGACUUUAGAGAAUUUUACUAAGUCCUCAACCCAAAUAACUCAAGCCAAACCUGAAUCUGAGUCUUCAUUUUUGUGUGCUGGAUCUGAUGGGAUGCUCUGGCACCUGGCUGUGUGCUCCCGGGAAGGAGAAUGGACCACAGGGAACAUCUGGCAGAGGAGAACACCUAAAACACAGACUCCAGGAUCAGAUUCAUCAGUGUGCUCAGAGUUGGACAUUACUAUGGAUGUCUGGCCAGAAAUGCCACAUUUAAAAACAUAUCAGUAUAGAAAGAUCCACUCGGGUGCUGUCACUGCCCUCCAUGUGCUGCCUGAGUUGCUGGUGACAGCUUCAAAGGACAGAGAUGUUAAGCUGUGGGAGAGACCUAGUAUGCAACUGAUGGGUCUGUUCCGAUGUGAGGGGGCAGUGAACUGCCUAGAACCUUGGCUGGGGCCCGACUCUACCCUGCACCUUGCCGUUGGAGACACACAAGGCAACGUGUACUUUUUGUCCUGGGAACGAAAAUGCAGUCUUUAAAGAAAGAUCAUAUCACUUGUGCUAGAUAGUGCAAAGCCUGAAGACAGCAUUGACUUUUUAAGUAAGACUAUAAAAGUGAAAUUUUCUGGGCACUGUU